AUGAUAGUCACUGUCAUCAUCACUGUCCUCAAAAUGGUGGGCCCCACUGACUGCCCCUUACAAGAGCCGGCAGGUGGUGUGGGGUCACCCCUCGGUAUAAAGGGCGCCGCACACCGAAGCCACCAGGUCCGCCACCAGGUGUGCUUGCUCCAAGCCCAGCUGCCGCUGCUGCUGCUGCCACCACCACCUCCAUAUCACAGGCACUGGAGCCACUAUGAUGGUGAGCUCGCGCUGGCACCUGGCUCCCACCUAGGCAGUGCACACCUGGCCCUAAAGGGCUGGAGCAGCCAUCUGCUCCACCAGUACCUCCCAGGCCUCCUGCUUCUGUUCUGGAUACCUGCCAGCCUGGCCCGCCACGGUGCCCCACUCUGGAGGGGCCCCAACACCCAUGAGACCACGCACUGUUACUCAGCUGAUGAGCUGCCCCUGGGCCAGCCACCCCGACACCUGCUGCCUCGUGGAGCCAAGUGGGAGCAGGCUUUACCUGUGACCCUGGUGUCCAGCCUGGAGGUGGCAAGCCGCAGAAGGCGGCACGGAAGGUCCUUGGCCGACACCCAGUGCCCAGUGCUUCAACCUGAGCAGGUGUUAGAAGCGGAGAUCCACCAGCGCUCCAUCUCACCCUGGAGAUACCGCAUCGACACGGACGAGAACCGCUAUCCGCAGAAGCUGGCCUUCGCGGAGUGCCUGUGUCGGGGCUGCAUCAGCGCGCGCACUGGUCGCGAGACGCCGGCGCUCAACUCCGUGCAGCUGCUCCAGAGCCUGCUGGUGCUGAAGCGCCGCCCGUGCGUCCCCGACGGCGCAGGCGCCCCCCAGCCCGGGGCCGUCACCUUCCACGCAGAGUUCAUCCGUGUGCCAGUCGGCUGCACCUGCGUGCUGCCCAGGUCGACGCGGUGAGCGCCUUGGCUGUGCGUGUCCAAGCGAUGUGCUGAGUCCCUCCCCGCACUGGACACUGGACUCCCUCUCCCAGCCCCUCCCUCCUAUUUAUGCAUAUUUAUUGGUUAUUUAUAUGCGCCUGAGGCGUGUCCCACCGCCCGCCCCUUGGGGACCCCCAGCUCUUGUCCGAGGUCUACAGUGAUGGAGGUGGGGAAAGACCUGCGUCGGGUACCUCUGCUUGUGACCCUUGUGUCACUCCAUCUCCAGCCUCAGUUUACUCUUUUGUAAAAGUAGACAAGUGGGCUGGAAGGGCCUUAUUUCCUCUUCUAGACGGUCUUCAAACAAAAAGUGUUAGGAUGGGGCCCCAUCUCGGGGUCUCUGACUCCCUCCUCUCAGCCCCCCCAAGAGUAAAGGCAUCCCUGUAUUUCUUAAUAAACUAUUUUUAUUUAUUUUAAAUUUAAGCAUGUGAUUGAAUUCAUAAACAUCCCCAGAGGGCAUUUAAUGGCACAGAAUGACAUUUGCUGAAGAAAGCACCUCUCUCAUCCCGUCCCCUAACCCUUGCCACCACCCUCCCAGAUUCCAGCUGUGCUUCUGGAAAGUUCUGUGCAUCAAGGGGCAAACGCAUUCACAGUGGGGGAUGGGUGGGAGCAUGCGCCCCAUCUAAUCGCACCUAGGAGAUGCUGUCCUCUGGUGCAAACAGCUGUGCUCUGCUAGCCAGUCCACGCGGCCCUCCACUGAUGAGACUGAGUCUCUGCCCCAAGGACUGCCUGCUGGGAGGAUGGAUGCCUGGGUUCGCCAAGCCCCCCUCAGAAGGCGUCUCAGCCCUGCUCUCAAGGCAAUGGGGGCCAGGGAGUCCCUUGGCCAGCCGCUCAAGAGCUCCUGCCCUUUGUAGGGACCUGCCAGGUCUGGGCUGCCUUACCUGCGGCCAGGACUACACCCACUAGGACACACCAGUGGGCGUGAUUACAGGGAGGGGAGGUCCCUUAGUUAAAGGCCUAGGAGUGAGUGGUCUGACAGUGGUGGGAGGGGACCUAGCCAGGGAGCCUCAGUGUCCUUGAUGCAGCAGUGCUCAGGCCCUGCCAGCUCCCCUGCUGCCCACCAAUUCCACAUGCUGUAUGGACAGACACCGGGAGGGCAGCCCAAAUGAGCUGGGAGAGUUAUUAGUUUCUGCAGAUAUGGAUUGAGUGCCUGGACCUGCUCUCAGCUCUGGGAACAGGGAGUGAGUAAAUCAGGCCAAACCCACCCAUCCCAGAGGUGGCUGACAGUGAAAGGAGACCUGGAAAGGGCUUGAUCUGGUGAUAAGUACAGGGAGGCCCAGUGGAGUGCAGGAGGGGCUGCCAGUCCAAAUAGCUGGGGUGGCGGGGGGGCUCACUGGGGACAUGGGAGCAGAGGCUUGCGAGGAGGGUGCCAUGUGGUGACCAGACACAGCUCCAGGCUGAGGCAACAGCUCUUGCAGAGGCUCUGGGUGGCAGUGGCAGUGAGCAGGGUGGGAAAGGCUGGGGGCAGGGUGGUGGGCACCUGGGCACGGAGCACUUCUGUCCUGGGGCCCUUGGGGGCUGGAGGGAGUCGAGCAUUUUUGGUUCUGGACAGAGAGACACAGGCUCGCCUGGCACAGGACUGGGCCCGAUGGAACAGGAGCACUGCCAAGGUCCAGGCAGAGGGUGGGCCAAGAGGAGGGGGAAGCGGAGGAGGAGGGAACAGGUAAGAAGGGGGAGCCAGGGAUCCCAGGCUCCUGCUGGUCUUCUGGAAGGAUGGAGUCUCUGUGAGAGGGACAGGGCUGGACUUAGACCUUAGUACAGUGGGGAGCUGAGGCUGGUGGGGUCAAGGUCCCUCCCCACCCCCAUCCAUGAGAAGGUCCUCUAGUUCUGAGAGUGUGAUUUCCAAGACCAGGUGAGGCAGACAGGAGGUAAGGGGCUUAAGGAAUGUCCCAGACUGUGAAGAGGGGCCACAGGAGGGCCUGUGGAGGAGGAAAGGGCACCCCAGACUGAGUGGGGAGGAGCGAGCUGAAGACAAACACUCUGGGUGUAUAUGGGGUAUCUAAGGAGAGGCUUCGGCUGGAGGAGGGCAAGCUAGACCCCGGGGGGACCCAGACAUGGCUAAGGAGGACUUUUUUUUUUU
Molecule: messenger RNA, 2991 nt
Organism: Loxodonta africana (African savanna elephant)
Lineage: Eukaryota; Metazoa; Chordata; Mammalia; Proboscidea; Elephantidae
Gene: IL17C
Product: interleukin 17C
Exons: 4
Coding region: 1-894 (297 amino acids)
Biological process (GO): inflammatory response
Cellular component (GO): extracellular region
Molecular function (GO): cytokine activity
Source: RefSeq, a predicted model, not a curated record